AUGACACUUCGCAAAUCUGGUAAAGGUAUUCCUUUAGAAGAAGAAGAUGCAUCGAGAUUAAAAUUCAACGAAGGACUCGAUUCAAUUUCUGAGACGCAAUUUGCUUUGAGCAUUUCUGAAACAAAUGCUCUACUUAAAAAUGUUAGGAAUAGAUCAAACCCUCCAAACGUUUUUAGUAAAACUUUGGAGUAUGUAGAUCAAUUCACCAAAAUGCGAGACGAAGGACAAUUAAAUGAUGCUCGAAG
Messenger RNA from Racocetra fulgida, 245 nucleotides. The record is from the annotation of a GenBank genome assembly. NCBI's taxonomy places the organism in Eukaryota, Fungi, Glomeromycota, Glomeromycetes, Diversisporales, Gigasporaceae.